AUGCAUCUUUUGUUUUUUUUCUGCAUUUUUCUAUUCGACUUACUUGCUUCAAGAAUAAUAACAAAUUCCUUUUCAUCACCAAUACUGCAAAUAAAUGCAACAGAUGAUGAUUGCUACGAUAAAGCAAUUCUUUAUUCAAUUCUGAACAAUGAUAUUCCCAAUGAUAUAUUUCCAUUUGAAAUAGAUAAAUUUACUGGUUUAAUGCGAGUCAAACACCCACUUGAUUAUGAAACAAUUUCAACAUAUCGUUUUCGUGUUAAAGCAUCAAAUCUUCAUGAAAUAACAUCUAGUAUGGUACCGAUUAUCAUAGAUGUUUUAGAUAUAAAUGAUAAUCAACCAUCAAUACAAGUUAAUAUUCUUAAUGAAUAUAAAUCAAAUGAAAAUAAUGAUAAUUUUAUGAUUAAUAUCAAUGAAAAUAUUCGUUUAGGACAAGUUAUUGGUACUAUUCUAAUACGUGAUAUGGAUUCAACAAUGAUUAAUCAUCAUUUAUCAUUAAAAAUUCUUUCAUGUUUGCCUUUAACAAUAUCUUGCCCAAUUGAAUUAGAUUCUGAAAUGGAGAAUAAUACACUUAGUUCAGCAACGUAUAUAAUACGAACAUCAAGAUUAUUGGAUAGUGAACUAGGUGAUGAGAAAUUUAUUAUUAUUCUUGAAGCAAAUUACGGUGAUCCAUCAUUGAGUAGUCAACGUCAUUUAAUAGUUAAUAUUAACGAUGAAAAUGAUUGUGUACCACAAUUUACUCAAUUAAAUUAUCAAUUUCGAUUAUCUAAUUCAUCUCCAAUAGGAUUUUUUAUUGGUCAAGUUCAAGCUAAUGAUGAUGAUUAUUCACAAAAUUUUCAUCUUAUUCAAUACAAAUUUUUAGAAAAUGAUUGUCAGGAUGUUAUUAGUAUUGAUGUGAAUAAUGGAAGUCUGUUUUUAGCUAAACAACUAUCAACUGAAAUGAAACUCAAUAUAACCGUAAGAGCUAUUGAUAUACAUAAUCAUUCAUUGUAUGAUCAAGCAAAUAUUGAAAUCUUACUGUUUGAUGAAACAACAUGUUUACCAGUGUUUCCUCAAACAAUCUAUGUAUUUAAUACAACUGAACAUCAAAUAGUUCCUUAUGAAAUUGGUCAAGUCAAUGUUGAUAAUUGUCUCUUAUCAUCAAUACCAAUUUCUUAUCAUCUUAUUAAAGAAGACUCAUUACCAUUUCCGUUUAUCGUUGAUAUUCAUACUGGUAUAAUAAAAGUUAUUCGUGAACUAGAUCGAGAAAUAAAAUCAUUUUAUAAAUUUCACAUUAGUUCAUUUCAUUCAAAAACGCAACAACUAACUCAAACAGAAAUACAAAUAAAUAUUGUUGAUGAAAAUGAUCAUUAUCCUAUAUUUGAUAAUUUACAUGAAGAAUAUGUUUAUAUAUCAACACAUCAUCAUCGAACUAAAAAAAUAUUUAUUGCUCACAUUCAUGCAACAGAUGCUGAUGUAGGCUUAAAUGGUUUUAUUAAUUAUUAUUUUACAAAUAAGGAUCAUUAUACAUAUUUUCAUUUAUAUCCCAAUGGUUCUAUAAUUUUAUAUAAUCUAAAUAAUGUUCAUUUACCAAUUCGUCUUGAAAUCUAUGCACGUGAUCAAGGUUAUCCAAGACCGUUAAAUUCGAAAGAAAGCAUUGUUAUUUAUGUAUGUGAUAUACUUAAACGACAUGAAUGUUCAAUCAAUGAAUCACCAAAUAAAUUACGAAAAAAUUUUUAUCUUGGUUCAAUAUUUAUAAUGAUAUCUGUUGUUUUAACAUUAUUUAUUAUAAUCAUAUGUAUUAUUUGGAAUUUAUUUAUUAAGAAACAAUUUAGAGGAAAAGAAAAUAAUAAACCAUAUAGUUAUCAAAUUGAAGCAAGAAAAAAUUUGAUCAUUUCUGAUAGUCUUUAUGAUUUAUCACCAGAAAUUCAUGAAAAUCGUCGUUUGAAAUGUGUUGUUGUAUGA
Rotaria sp. Silwood2 is the source of this 1941-nucleotide messenger RNA. Lineage: Eukaryota; Metazoa; Rotifera; Eurotatoria; Philodinida; Philodinidae. The record is from the annotation of a GenBank genome assembly.